This is a messenger RNA of Camellia sinensis, 1288 nucleotides long. Its product is annotated as RNA-binding protein 2. The record is from RefSeq and is a predicted model, not a curated record. Gene Ontology annotation, molecular function: RNA binding. NCBI's taxonomy places the organism in Eukaryota, Viridiplantae, Streptophyta, Magnoliopsida, Ericales, Theaceae.
AACAAAACGAGUCCUAAAUGAUAUUUCAGUACUCCAAACUAAUAAAAAGGUCUGGGAGAGACAAAAGAGCGAUCUCCAAACAGUUCGCAGGCCUGGUCUGAGCCGAGCUAGGAGGAAAUGGGGGAUGGAUACUGGAAUCGACAACAGCCUAUGCAUCCUUCCGCUGGGAUGUUCAAGCGACCUCGCACUGACUAUGAUCUUCCACCUUCUCUGGUGCCCUCAGCUCAUGAGAUGCAUAGCUAUUUAGGAAGAGAUGAUCGUGGUGGACCACAUGGUUCAAAGGACUCAAAAACAAUUGGAUCAGCAUAUGACAACUAUCUCCAGAAUGCACAAUUUACCUCAUUUUCUUCUGGAGAAGCUAGUAAAUUUGGCGGAGUUGGGUUAGGAAGGAUGGCUGGUGGUGGAGUGCUUGAUCGUCCAUUAACUGAUCCUGCUGCAAUGGGUCGUUCUGGGGCUGCUGGUCCAGAUCUUGGAUUGGAUGGUCGUGGCAUGGGUUUUGAUGGUCGGCUUCCCAUGGAUCCACUAAAUCCCCGAGGCAUGGGUUUUGAUGGUCGUCUUCCAGUGGAUGCAAUGCCCAGGCCGACCCGUGAGACACUGCCUCUCCCUCCAGAUGCUUCCAAUACUCUAUAUGUGGAGGGGCUUCCUCCUGACAGCAAGAGGAGAGAAGUAGCUCAUAUUUUUCGUCCUUUUGUGGGGUAUAAAGAAGUAAGACUUGUGAGCAAGGAGUCCAGACAUCGUGGCGACCCACUUACCCUUUGUUUUGUGGAUUUCACCAAUCCAGCUUGUGCAGCGACUGCUUUGAGUGCCUUGCAAGGCUAUAAGAUGGAUGAGCAUGAUCCGGAUUCUGCCUACUUGCGACUACAGUUUUCAAAGUACCCUGGCCCAAGGUCUGGUUCUGGGCCUCGUGGUAGGAAGAGGUAAUCAGGCUUUAGAUGAGGACACCAGGUUGAGUUCAAUCUCUCACAUUUGCUCAUACGUACAUUCAUAUGUUUCUCUCCUAGCUUGAGUUUUUCUUUGAUGUAUGGUAUUUAGAGCAUGCAAUUUAGAUUGCUCAACCCUGGGCCAUAUACUAACUAUGAAAAGUUCAGGAAUGCAAAAAACAAAAAAAGGGUCUAGGUGGUGAGGAGAAUGAACUAGAUUUCAUAAUUUCCUUGAAGUACUGCAGGAGAUUUUCUUAUUUUUCAGGAAAUAGAAGUUUGUUGUAAAAUUAUUGUUACAAUCAGAUCUGUUUUUAUUAUUCUGCUUGAGACAUGUGUUUCAAUAAUGUUAAAUGAUUUGUGUUUCAUAA